This is a messenger RNA of Durio zibethinus, 1786 nucleotides long. RefSeq names its product putative beta-1,4-xylosyltransferase IRX10. Gene Ontology annotation, molecular function: glycosyltransferase activity. The record is from RefSeq and is a predicted model, not a curated record. NCBI's taxonomy places the organism in Eukaryota, Viridiplantae, Streptophyta, Magnoliopsida, Malvales, Malvaceae.
AGAAACUCGUCGUUUCGAAACUAUCAUCGUCCACUUCUGAAACUUGAGCUCAGCGAGAUACUGCUCCAAUCGACGGUUGAGUCUGGUGUUCACUGUUUCCGAAAAGCAAAGGAAUGAGCAACAAACCUCGAGUCUUCUCUGCGCAUCCCCACAACACUCCCUGCACUCGCACUCACCAGAUCGGCGCUCUCAUCCUCAUAACCGCCACUUUCUUCUUCACUCGACUCUACGACCAAGCAUUCCCUCCAUCACCCUGCAAUCUCAAUCACGACGGUUCAUCACAAAAUAUCAACCUACACGUCGCCCAAACCAACGGCGUCGGACAUCGAUUGUGGCCCGAACGAGGAUACGGGUCUCACCUCUCUCUCAAGAUCUACGUCUACGACGAGAACGAGAUCGACGGCUUAAAACACCUUUUGUACGGAAUAGAUGGCACCGUUUCCACGAAUGCUUGUCUUAAAGGCCAGUGGGGUUCUCAGGUUAAAAUCCACAGGCUGUUAUCGGGAUCUCGUUUUCGGACAAGAAAGAAAGAGGAAGCUGAUUUGUUCUUUGUUCCAGCUUAUGUUAAAUGUGUUCGGAUGUUGGGAGGUCUUAAUGACAAAGAAAUUAAUCAAACUUAUGUCAAGGUUUUGAGCCAAAUGCCAUAUUUCAGGCGGUCCGGAGGGCGUGACCACAUAUUUGUUUUCCCUAGUGGUGCAGGAGCUCACUUAUUUAGAUCUUGGGCCACCUAUAUAAAUCGUUCUAUAAUUCUUACUCCUGAGGGAGAUCGUACUGAUAAGAAAGACACAAGUGCCUUUAAUACAUGGAAAGAUAUCAUCAUUCCUGGAAAUGUUGAUGAUGGGAUGACGAAAACUGGGGCUACUAUUUUCCAUCCUUUGCUCCUAUCAAAGAGAAAAUAUUUGGCUAACUAUUUAGGCCGGGCCCAAAAAAAGGUUGGCCGUCUUAAGUUAAUUGAGCUUGCAAAGCAAUAUGGAGAUAAGUUGGAAUGUCCAGAGUUACAGUUCAGUGGCCCUAACAAAUUGGGAAGAGUGGAAUAUUUUCAGCACCUGGGCAAUGCCAAAUUCUGCCUCGCACCACGUGGAGAGUCAUCUUGGACCCUUCGCUUUUAUGAGUCAUUCUUUGUGGAAUGUGUUCCGGUCAUUUUAUCAGAUCAAGUAGAAUUACCUUUUCAGAAUGUAAUUGACUACACACAGAUAUCAAUCAAAUGGCCAUCCACUCUAAUAGGCCCGGAACUUCUGGAGUACCUAGCUUCAAUACCAGAUGAGGUGAUAGAGGGGAUGAUAUCGCGUGGUAGGGAAGUAAGGUGCUUGUGGGUUUAUGCUCCAGAAUCAGAGCCAUGUUCUGCUAUGCAAGCAAUAAUGUGGGAGCUUCAGAGGAAAGUGAGGCAAUUUCACCAGUCAGCUGAGACAUUUUGGCUGCAUAAUGGAUCCAUUGUGAAUAGGAAUCUUGUUGAAUUUUCAAACUGGAAACCUCCUAUGCCCCUGCCUUGACUGUUGUGGCCUGUGGGAACCGCAAAAAUCUGAGGCCUCCAUUUCCUUUUCACAGUGCUCCUUUUCUCCACUUUUCGCACUGGCAGGCUGUCAAAUUUUUGAAUGACUUAUUAUUCACUAAUUCUUUCAGGUUGUAGAGCAUUUCGUUUUAGCUGUAUUGUUGGCUUAUUUGAAAGUAGUAUAAUUUUGAAUGUUGUAAAAAUGGCACGAAACUAUUUUGUACUUUAUAAUAUCUUAGAAACUAGUUUUUGUUACAAGCGGAUGUACUCUAGAUAUAUGAUAUAUCGUUAGAAUAU